GUAACAUUUGUCUUAUCUUUCUCAGGAAUCAGAAUUGACUGUACAUCUCUAGUUUUAGUUCUAAAGUGAUAACUCAGGACAUGUCUAAAUUUUUCAUUUGUAAAGGAGACUUUUAUCCGCAAAAAUCAAGACCUUCCUUCUUUGAUCAGAGAGAAAGAGAGAGUACAAGGAGGCGGAGCCCCAGGCAGAGGGAGAGAAGCAGAGAUAUUUUUGUAUUCUUGUUUUUCUAAGGAAGAUAUGUCAUCUUCAAAAUGAAGAUUUUGGAUUCAUCUCUGGAGUAAAUAAACAGUCAUAAUCAAACAAUGAAGUUGAUCCGAGAUCGGUGGGACCAUCACAACAUGGAGAUGAAUGAAGUCCAUAAUUAUAACUCUGAGCUGGUAAAGCAUGGUACUGCUCCACAAUGGCAAAAGAGAAAGUCUACAUUAAUCACAAGGAAACAUGGAGAAAACCCAUCUCCAUUUUUCGUAGCCCGUGCCAUUGCUGUAGCUAUGGGGAUCCAUUUCAUUAUAAUGGUAAUGAUAUGCGGUGCCAUAAUCGUACAUUCAUUAUUCAACAAAGAAGCUCCAAUUUCUUUGCAAGAAUGUUAUUGUGGCCCAUGUCCUAAAAACUGGAUAUGUUAUAGAAAUAACUGCUACCAAUUUUUUAAUGAGAGCAAAAGCUGGUACCAGAGCCAAGCUUCUUGUAUGUCUCAAAAUUCCAGUCUCCUGAAGAUAUACAGCAGAGAGGAUCAGGAUUUCUUUAAAUUGGUGAAGUCAUAUCACUGGAUGGGACUAAUACAAAUUCCAGCAAAUGGAUCUUGGCAGUGGGAAGACGGCACCAUUCUCUUGCCCAGCCAAUUAACAAUGGUUGAAAUGGAGAAUGGAACUUGUGCAGUUUAUGGAUCAAGUUUUAAAGGUUAUACAGAAAACUGUUUAACUCCAAACACAUACAUCUGCAUGCAGAGGAUUGUGUAAAAGCUUAUGAUUUAUAAAAAUAUAAAGAAUUCAAAAACACAGAAGCCAUUCUUGAGACGCCAGGGUGGCUCAGUUGGUU
Molecule: messenger RNA, 1032 nt
Organism: Callorhinus ursinus (northern fur seal)
Lineage: Eukaryota; Metazoa; Chordata; Mammalia; Carnivora; Otariidae
Gene: KLRK1
Product: killer cell lectin like receptor K1
Biological process (GO): positive regulation of natural killer cell mediated cytotoxicity
Cellular component (GO): external side of plasma membrane
Molecular function (GO): signaling receptor activity
Source: RefSeq, a predicted model, not a curated record